Messenger RNA from Cajanus cajan (pigeon pea), 864 nucleotides. Lineage: Eukaryota; Viridiplantae; Streptophyta; Magnoliopsida; Fabales; Fabaceae. The record is from RefSeq and is a predicted model, not a curated record.
UCUUCAUUAGGUGGUUUUUAAGUGUACAUGUUCUGGUUAAUUGCAUUAUUUCUGAAAUUUUUAUUAGAGAUGAAGGCCGAAUUACAGGAUCAACAAAGUUUUGGUGUUUGAAAGGAUUACAAUGUAGAAGAAUCAUAUUUGUACCACAUAAGUUCAACUACUACUGCAAAAUACAAGUCUAAGGAACAGAGAGAAUCAACUACAAUGUUCUCAGUUCUAAGUUUUAACCCAGCUCUCAAUCAUUAUUCUACGAUAUCAAAUUGUUGAUGUUUUUGUACUGUUGAGUGUAUGCCAGGUUAUCGGCCUGUGGAUAGAAGGAAACAGUUAGGGGGCAUAACAGAACAUGACAGGUGGCAUUUGAUGAUUGGAGAUAGGAAUUAUUUCUAUAUAUUUGACAGGUGGGGUCAACAAGGGGUAGGCGAGAAUUGGGUAGUGGUGGGAAGGCUAUGGACUUGAUAGAUAUGGCAGUAAAACCAACAGUUGCAUUAAGGGCUAUUCUUGUUGGAGGCAUAGCAGCAUUUGCUAAAAUAGCUGGUGCAAUGAAAGCUGCAGGUGGUGCAAAAAUGGGUGCAGCAGCAGCUGCCAUGACGGCCGCAGCAACUGCAGCUAUGACGGGGUCAAAGCAAGAGCAAAAUGAUGCUUCUCAACAGUCUGCAAAAUAACUAUCUGCAUCUUUUCUUUUCAUUUCUUCCAGUUUGACAUUGUGUGUUGGUAAGUUUCUGUAGCUUAGUUGAAUAUCUCCACAUUUAAGUGGAAGAAAGAGGCCAUAUGCGAAUUAUAGUCUUGACAUGUAAUAACCUCUUAAAGUCUUUGUAAUAAGAUUACAUUGAAUUUACAGAGUUCCUGAAGUUUUAGACGGAGCUA